UCAGAUCGGUAACGCCUGCUGGGAGCUGUACUGUCUGGAACACGGGAUCCAGCCGGACGGCCAGAUGCCGAGCGACAAGACCAUCGGCGGCGGGGACGACUCCUUCAACACGUUCUUCAGCGAGACCGGCGCCGGCAAGCACGUGCCCCGGGCCGUCUUCGUGGAUCUGGAGCCUACUGUAGUCGACGAGGUCCGUACCGGCACGUACCGUCAGUUGUUCCACCCCGAGCAGCUGAUUACGGGUAAGGAGGACGCCGCUAACAACUACGCCCGCGGCCACUACACCAUCGGCAAGGAGAUCGUGGAUCUGGUCCUGGACCGCAUCCGUAAGCUGGCUGACCAGUGCACCGGUCUGCAGGGUUUCCUCAUCUUCCACUCGUUCGGUGGCGGGACGGGGUCAGGGUUCACCUCCCUGCUCAUGGAGCGUCUGUCUGUGGACUACGGCAAGAAGUCCAAGCUCGAGUUCUCCAUCUACCCAGCCCCACAGGUGUCCACAGCAGUGGUGGAGCCCUACAACUCCAUCCUGACCACCCACACCACCCUGGAGCACUCCGACUGUGCCUUCAUGGUGGACAACGAGGCCAUCUACGACAUCUGCCGCCGGAACCUGGACAUCGAGCGCCCGACCUACACCAACCUGAACCGUCUGAUCGGCCAGAUCGUCUCCUCCAUCACCGCAUCCCUCCGCUUCGACGGUGCCCUGAACGUGGAUCUCACCGAGUUCCAGACCAACCUGGUGCCCUACCCGCGUAUCCACUUCCCCCUGGCCACCUACGCUCCAGUCAUCUCUGCAGAGAAGGCCUACCACGAGCAGCUGACGGUCGCUGAGAUCACCAACGCCUGCUUCGAGCCCGCCAACCAGAUGGUGAAGUGCGACCCUCGUCACGGGAAGUACAUGGCCUGCUGCCUGCUGUACCGCGGUGAUGUGGUGCCUAAAGAUGUCAACGCUGCCAUCGCCACCAUCAAGACCAAGCGCACCAUCCAGUUCGUCGACUGGUGCCCCACCGGCUUCAAGGUCGGCAUCAACUACCAGCCUCCCACCGUGGUGCCCGGCGGUGACCUGGCUAAGGUUCAGCGUGCCGUGUGCAUGCUGAGCAACACCACCGCCAUCGCUGAGGCCUGGGCCCGGCUGGACCACAAGUUCGACCUGAUGUACGCCAAGCGCGCCUUCGUGCACUGGUACGUGGGUGAGGGGAUGGAGGAGGGAGAGUUCUCCGAGGCACGCGAGGAUCUGGCUGCGCUGGAGAAGGACUACGAGGAGGUUGGCGUCGACUCCAUUGACGACCAAUGCGAGGAGGAGGGGGAGGAGUAUUAGAUACUGCAAAACCCUUCCAGAGCCCUCAUGCGACACAUAUAACACACAGUGUCACAUGAUUCUGCAA
This is a messenger RNA of Branchiostoma belcheri (Belcher's lancelet), 1382 nucleotides long. Its product is annotated as tubulin alpha-1A chain-like. The record is from RefSeq and is a predicted model, not a curated record. NCBI's taxonomy places the organism in Eukaryota, Metazoa, Chordata, Leptocardii, Amphioxiformes, Branchiostomatidae. Gene Ontology annotation, cellular component: cytoplasm; microtubule. Bases 65 to 1315 code for a protein of 416 amino acids. Gene Ontology annotation, molecular function: structural constituent of cytoskeleton; GTP binding. The transcript has 7 exons. Gene Ontology annotation, biological process: mitotic cell cycle; microtubule cytoskeleton organization.